Molecule: messenger RNA, 4594 nt
Organism: Argiope bruennichi
Lineage: Eukaryota; Metazoa; Arthropoda; Arachnida; Araneae; Araneidae
Product: PH and SEC7 domain-containing protein-like
Exons: 15
Coding region: 775-3321 (848 amino acids)
Biological process (GO): regulation of ARF protein signal transduction
Molecular function (GO): guanyl-nucleotide exchange factor activity; phospholipid binding; protein binding
Source: RefSeq, a predicted model, not a curated record
CCGACAACACUUUUGACCUUUCCCCCUCUUCGCUUGUGUUACUUUGUUAGGUAAACAAAACCAAUUUGUGUUGAUUUUUGUCAUCACACUAACUUUUUCCACGAUGUUGGCGAGCAGAAGAAUUUUGUCGCCAGGUUGAAGGGGGUAAAAAAAAAAAGAAAGUCGCCUGAGUGUUGGACUUCUCUGCAUGGAUGUUCCUAUGCGGGCGAAGGCGGGCAUUGCCCUGUUCUGGGACCACCUUGGUGGAUAUUUUGAAUACAAACAAGUCUCAUUUUUUUCUUUAUUCGUUUUUUCCACCUAACGCGAUGGCAAUAGCGGUACCGGUUCGCGUCUGAAAAACUGAAAACUUGAAUUAGAACACUUCAUUUCGUGUUUUCUGUUUGAAGGUAAGGACAAUGUAAAUAUUGUGGGACGUUUCAAUUGUGUGCGAUUGGAUUUAAUGCGGACCCUGUUUCGAAUAAGUGGAUGGUCAUUUUGUUCCAUAUCUCCUUCCUGUAACUCAUCCAGACAUCUUUAAAGGAUUGAAUAACUGUUCUGACUUUUCGUCGUGCUUUUAUCUCUAAUGUUUCUUGUUGACGUUAAAAGACGAUGGAGAUAUUUAUUUUCUGAUACGUUUCAAAGUUAGAAGCUGGCGAUAUCAUAUUGGAAGUCAAUGAUAAGAACGUCGUCUCUUUGACUACCAAAGAAGUGCUCAAGUGCCUGAGGUUAUCCAACGAUGUAGUCAAACUGAAAGUGAAAAAAGACGCAACGAUAAAAGAGCGGGUCCACAAUCACAUGGCGGCAUCGAGUGAACUGGAAGCACUAAGAUCAUAUGUGAAAGAAAACUCCUCAAGUAACGGUCACAUCGAUACACAACACAAAUCCGAUAAAUUCGAAUCCAAUGGUGAUGUCCGAGAAAAUGGCGAAAACAUACCUCCAUCCCCAACGCACCACAUUAAGCCCCACACAAGGCAGUCCGAUAAACCAAAGUUUGAGACAUUUAUGAUGACUGGAGAGCUUAUCAUAAAAACCAAAAGCAGCAACACUGGUUUCAUUUCACCCAAAAAUAAUUUCAAGCAGCACGAAGAUAAUAAACCAACUUCUGUUUCUUCGGUUAAUUCCAAUUUUAAUAAAGGUGAGAAUGACGUGAAGAGUCGUGGAAAGGCCACAAAGCGAGAAGCAUCCGAUUCUCACAGUCCAGUAGCAGAAAAGAAAGGCAGCUUGAGCUAUGGUGGAAACUUUGUAAGGACUUCCCGUAGUGAAGAUUACCUCCAGAAAAAUACUGUUUCAGCUGUGAAUAUCGAAGUUGAAGAAGAGAUAGCCACUUCCCUUAAUAACUUAUUAGACACUAACAGAGACAAUCUUUCAUCCGAUCGUACUGGGAGGUCAAGCAGCUCUCCAAUUAGUGAAUCUGAGACAAAUUCUCAGACUAGUCCGACGGAACUCAGUGACUCCUCUGAAAGCUAUUUAAGAAACACUGUGAACGAUAUUAGGACUGGACAGUUCAUACACAUUCCUAACUCUAGCAACUUUGAACAAAGCUCAGAUGAAAAACUAGUCAGUGAUCAUACAAAUAACAUGAUUACAACGUCUAACAGACAAAGGUACGCGCCGCGUACCAUCCAACCCAAACAAGAUGGUGUCACUAACAUUAUGAUUGAUGAAAAUAAAAUUUAUGUUAAAGUUUUACCUGACCAAACGCCUUCUGAUGAAAAUACCAUAUCCUCUUCUAUUAAUAAUAAACUACAGUGCAAUGCUAGUGGUGAAUCGCCAAAGAACUUGAAGAAUGCUGAAAAUGACGUGAAACACGAUGAAUAUUCAGGUGGUAGUGAGGAAGUUAAAAGGUGUUAUUCUCCUGAGGAUGAAUCGGAUGUUGAAAGUUUAAGUAGUUUUCACUAUAGUCCAAAAGCUGUGGACAUGCCAUCAGCAAGCAGGCUUGCUAAAAGACUUUUUAACUUAGAAGGUUUUAAAAAAUCAGAUGUGUCGAGACAUUUAUGUAAAAAUAAUGAUUUUAGCAGAGUGGUAGCUGAAGAAUAUUUGAAAUUCUUUGAUUUCAAUGGAGAAACUUUGGAUGUGGCUUUAAGAAAAUUUUUAAAACAAUUCUGCCUUAUUGGAGAGACACAAGAACGGGAGCGAGUUCUUGUUCAUUUUUCUAAGAGAUAUCUGGACUGCAACGAGGGAGCUUUUAAGUCACAAGAUGCUGUGCAUACCCUUACUUGUGCCCUAAUGCUCCUAAAUACCGAUUUACAUGGAGACAAUGUUGGUCGCCGGAUGACAUGUGCUGAAUUUAUUGAGAAUUUGUCAGAACUAAAUGAAGGUGAAAACUUCUCGAAAGAAGUUUUAAAAGCCUUGUAUCACUCCAUCAAAACAACUCCAUUAGAAUGGGCUGUGGAUGAUGAGGAAGAGGCACCCCCUGAAGAGCACCCACCUAAUCAGCCAGAACAAAGACAAAGUUUUAUUGGUCAUAAUCCUUUCCUAGAGGUGCCAAAUCCUAACUUUGCUACUGAAUAUAAAAAGGGAUAUGUGAUGAGAAAAUGUUGUAUCGAUCCUAAUGGGAAGAAAACUCCUAUUGGAAAACGAGGAUGGAAAAUGUUUUAUGCUGAUUUACGAGAUCUCGUGCUUUAUUUGCACAAAGAUGAGAAUGGCUUUAGGAAAAAUCAGUUGUAUGAUAGCCUUCAUAAUUCCAUUCGAAUCCAUCAUGCAUUGGCAACGAGAGCCACUGACUAUACAAAGAAACAACAUGUGUUCCGCCUCCAGACUGCAGACCAAGCUGUAUAUCUUUUCCAAACAAGGUACUCAAAGGAUGCUAAACAAGAUGAUUCAAAGGAACUGCAGAGUUGGAUUGACACUAUAAACUAUGUGGCUGCUUGUUUCUCUGCUCCAUCAUUAGCUCCUGCAGUAGGAGCACAAAAGAAAUUCCAGAGACCUCUUUUACCUGUAGCUCCAACAAAAUUAAAUUUUCGAGAGCAGCUGCUUGAAUUAGAAAGUAGGGUUCUGAAACUAGAAAAAGAACUUGAAGAACAUUUAUCGCAUCCUCCUGACAAAAGUGCCAAAUCUCGAGUUGUGAAUGAAUAUGUUGAAAAAGAAAAUUAUUUACAAUAUGAAUUAAAACGAUAUAGGACAUAUUCCUAUCUUCUACGCUCAAAGGCUGCACAAUUCUCUGAUCUGGAAGCACCUUUAGUUGAGUCCUCAAUCGGAGAAGUGGACGAAUUAUUAGAAAAAAAUGACCAGACCCAUGCACCUCCUUCAGAAAGUUCCAACCCUGUUAAGCGCAGCUUGUCUGAUCGCUUCAGUUACAGAGCCGCCAUUUACAAAACAGGUCCAACUGAUGAUGGUGCAUAAUGACCAAAGCAAGCUAUUCUAUCUCUCCCUCUCUUGCAGUCUACCUGGUGCUCUUUGCCAAACUUUCAGGCCAAAAACUCUGUCUACUGCAUCUGCUGAACUGAAUCUGUAGCGAACAGUGUUGGAGUUUUAUCAUUUGCUCUACAGACUGAAAUGCAAAAUAUUCAGUUUUCAUGAUGCACUUUGAAUAAAUUCAAAGACUUGAAGGGAGACUGAAUCAAAUGUUUUUAUAUAGGAAGAAUCUGUUUAUUUUCUUUCAUUAAAUUAAAAAUUGUAUUUCAUUGAUAUUUUUAAAAUUGUUUUCUUACUGUUGUAGUGUGAUGCUUUAUAAAGUAGAUGAAUUCAUUUAUUCAGUUUAAUGCUGUUCUGUUUUCCAGAUUUGUGAUUCAAUCCAAAUGACUCAUAAAGAUAAUAUAUUACAUAAAAAAUGUUAUGGAUUAUUUUUAUUAUUAAUUAAUUGACCGAUAUUAUUAUUUGAAAGUCUUAAAGAAUAAAUUAUUGCUAUUAUAAUUAAAUUUUUGUAUUUAAUUUUUUGGAAUUGUAUGUAGAAUUAUUUAUUUUGAAACUAAUAUCCUACUUGCCAACCAGGUAUAAAUUACUUAGGAUCCAUUUUAUUAAAAUUGAUUUAUUUUUCAUUCAAUCUUUACAAUUUAAUGACUAUAAAGUUAUUGAAUAGCCUAAAGACUAUGCUUACUGAUGUGAUGAUGCAUUGCAAAACUGCUUGUUUUUGUACUCUUUUUGUAGGGGUAUCAUGCUGAAAUUUUUUCUGAUCCUUCACUAACAGAGCAUUUAGUGCAUCAAUUUCAAUAGUCAUUUGUGAAGUAGACUGACUGCUAUUUUUGUACUGAAUCAUCUUAAAGAAAUUUCCUUCAAACUAGGAGGCACCUUAUGAAGGGUUCCUUCCUUGUGCUUUAGAUUUCUCUAAAAGCAUGAAACAGUUUUUUUAAAAAGUAAUUUUUAGUACUUCUGUAAUUUGUUUUCUGAAUAUAUAUUCGCUUUUUAUGUAGUACAUUAAAAAACGAUAUUUGCUUUUUAUUACACAGAUUAUUGAUUUUUUAAAUAAUGGUUGUCUUUAAAAAAAUGUUUUAUUUUUCUUUAAGCUUUUAAAAUAAUCGUUAAUCAUAUGUUUAGAAAUUUUACCAUUAUUGUAUAAAUAAAUAAUAAUUAAACUGAAUAAGUUUUUUAAAAAUAUUUAUUGAUUUUUUUAAUCAAAGAAAUUGUCGAUUUUUCUCAGUUUUAUUUAUAAUAAUUAUAUGUUGCAAAAUUUUUGACU